This is a messenger RNA of Colletotrichum graminicola M1.001, 1452 nucleotides long. RefSeq lists its product as uncharacterized. The record is from RefSeq and is a predicted model, not a curated record. Lineage: Eukaryota; Fungi; Ascomycota; Sordariomycetes; Glomerellales; Glomerellaceae. The transcript is spliced from 2 exons. The coding region runs from base 1 to 1452 and encodes 483 amino acids.
AUGCCGCCUCGCAAUCGCGAUGAGGCCGAUGCCCAGCUCAAUUCUCUGCUACGCGAACGAGGUCUGUACUCGAGCGAUGGCACACAUGAUGGCUUCAAGCACGGUAUAAUCCACCGGUCCCUUCAGAUUCUCUCACAGCAGCUGUACAGCACAGAGACUCGCUUCAUUCACGAGGUUAUCCAAAACGCCGAUGACAACGCAUAUGGCAAAAGCACUGCUCAUGGCUCGCUCCCCAGCUUCUCAUUGAGGCUAAAGAGCAAAGACACUAGCAACGACACUGAGAAGUACACGCUCGAGACCAGCUGCAACGAAGAUGGGUUUUCCAUUGCGCAGAUCGCUGCCUUGACCGACAUUGGAGCUAGCACCAAGACAAAGUGCAAGGAUGUACAUGGAGGGUUUACUGGGGAGAAGGGUGUUGGCUUCAAGGCCGUCUUUCGUGUCGCCGAUGCUGUUUACAUCACCAGUGGCCAUUACAACUUCAAGCUCGACAACAGCCAGGACAUGAUCGGAGCCCUGCGACCGAUCCCUUGCUCUUACCCAGCACCCAAGGGCACCUUAAACUACACAAGAAUGAUGAUCGAGCUGAAAAGCCAAGGAGAUUUCGAGUCGAUCGAAAGAGAUCUGGAAAAGGUUCAGCCCGAAAUUCUCCUUUUCCUCCGCCGUUUGAGGCGAAUUUCGGUGCACACAGCAACAUGCAACACAACAUUCACCGUAGCACACAACGACGACGACGAGGAGUAUCAGGGCGAAAUGAAAACGGUAACAGUGCAAAGCACCACCGAAAAGAGGAGAAAAAAGACCCGAUACAUCUUCGUUCGGAGAAUAGUCGACGAUAUGCCGGUGGAACCUCGAAGGGAAAACAUUGUGACGUCUGAAAUCGUUCUUGCUUUUCCAUUGCAUAACGAUGGAAGCCUCAUACUCGAGCCGCAACAUGUUUUUGCUUUCCUUCCAAUUAACCAAUAUGGUUUUCGGGCAAGUCCCUGCCCAUUUCUCAUUCAGGGCGAUUUUGUUCUUACGGCAAGCCGAGAAAGUCUUGCUCCUACUGCUUGGAAUGAAAAGCUCCAAGAAGCCAUUCCUAGCGCUUUCGAGGCGGCCGUCCACAGAUUCAACAACAUCGAGGGCGGCCUGCGUUAUGUUUGGCCGCAGUAUCUAGAACGGUUGCCGACUGGGAUUGCAUUCGGCAAAGAUCUCCGGGCCAAACUCGUCAAGCACCUUGGAUCUUGUCAAAUUCUCCAAAGUCGUGCCGGCCUCACUUCAUUCCAAAAGCCCGGGGAUCUGGUAUUUGUUCCACCAGAAUUCUGCUUGGAUGGGGAGCCUUUGAUCGAGUCUCAGCGGCUGCAGGAGCAGCUUCUGGCUUUGGAGUAUGCACCUAACGGAAAACUGCCUUCGAGUCUUGAAUCCCUCGGUGUAGAAGUGAUGAACGAUGAACGGUUCGUCAUACAAUUCCACUAA